Musa acuminata subsp. malaccensis (wild Malaysian banana) is the source of this 2687-nucleotide messenger RNA. RefSeq names its product G-type lectin S-receptor-like serine/threonine-protein kinase At5g24080. The record is from RefSeq and is a predicted model, not a curated record. Lineage: Eukaryota; Viridiplantae; Streptophyta; Magnoliopsida; Zingiberales; Musaceae. Gene Ontology annotation, molecular function: protein serine/threonine kinase activity; ATP binding. Gene Ontology annotation, biological process: recognition of pollen; protein phosphorylation.
UCUCACUGCAUGGCUUCCCUAUACUUCCCUGGUUGUUCUCUCGCCAUGCUCUGUCUAGUCUUCCCUGUGCUACACCAUUGUGUGGGAGAUUACGUACCUCUUGCUUCCAUGCUUUUGGCUGGCGACAAUCAAUCAUGGGUCUCUGAGAACAAGGUCUUCGCAUUUGGAUUCGCUCCGACUUCUGAAGGUACUGGUGAUGAAUUCCUCUUGGCAAUAUGGUAUGUCAGUCUUCCUGGUGAUCCUACUAUAGUGUGGUCUCCUAACAGAGACUUUCCGGUGGGGAGAGAUGCGGUGGUGAAGCUGGACUCUUCUGGAGAACUCGUCCUUGUCGAUGGCAACACCUCGAUGUGGACAUCCAAUAAUUCCCAUUUGAAUGCGAACUGUGGAUUGAUGUCGGACUCGGGAAAUUUCAUCUUGUACACAGGCGGCAGCAGCGACCGCCGAGCGGUGUGGCAGAGCUUCUCUCAUCCCUCCGACACCCUCUUGCCCGGCCAGCCUCUCUCGGUCGACCUUGAGCUCACAUCAGCCAUGUCUCCACUCGGUUACUACUCGCUCAAAAUGCUUCAGCAGCGCACUUCCCUCAGCCUCGGCCUGACUUAUGUAUCCCCAACUCCGUCAUUAGCAUCUCAUACCAACUACUCUUACUGGUCCAGUCCGGAGAUAUCCAACGCCACAGGCGAUGUCGUCGCUGUGUUGGAUGAAUCCGGCAGUUUUGGCAUCAGCUACGGCACAUCUUCAGCUGGUACGAUGUACGUCCACAAGAACGACACCGGAGGAAGCCAAUCCGUUCCGCGUCGAGUGACGGUUGGGAUGGAUGGAAAUCUUCGUCUCUACCGAUGGGACAGCAAUGGUGUGGCGACGAACUGGGUGGUCGAGUGGUCUGCCGUGUCGAAUCCAUGCAUGGUGGCAGGAAUCUGUGGUAGCGGGAUCUGCAUCCUGGAUUCCAACAAGAACAGCGCAAGUUGUAGAUGCUUGCCGAGAACGUACCCGGUGGACGUCGGGGCCAAGGGUUGCUUGUCAAGCGUGCCGCCGUCAACACCAGCGAACUGCACUGAGAACAGGAAGACUCCGGUCAGAAUGGAGAUGAUGGCACAAACCAAUUACUACUUCUCUGGAGCUUCAACGAUCUCGAACUACAGUGGGGUGUCGAAGGCUUCGGAGUGCGCUGAACGUUGCCUAGCAGACUGCGAGUGUGUGGCGUCAGUUUAUGGGCUGCAAGAGGAGAAGACAUACUGUUGGACGUUGAAAAGCAUGGUAUUUGGAGGACUACAGGAUCCGAGUUCAACUCUUUCCGUGAAGGUUGGGAUCAACAGUUCAGGGACAGGGGAAUCAGGAUCGGCAGGGCAAAGUCCUGGUGAAUCAUCGUCGGGCCACCAUGUUCAUGUGCUGCUUGUGCCUUUGCUUCUCUGUCUCACUCUUCUGGUUGUGCUCUUAAGCAUGCUGUUAUUUUACAGCAUGCAGAGAAGGAGAAGGCAACGACAGCAGAGAAUGAUCGGCAACUGUAUGAGCCUCUCAGGAGCUCUUUCACAUUUCAGCUUUCAUGAUCUGCAGACUGCCACAUCCAAUUUCUCUCGAUUGCUUGGAACAGGAGGAUUUGGAAGUGUGUACAAGGGAGUUCUCAGAAAUGGGACUAUGAUUGCAGUAAAGAAACUAGAUAAGCUGUUACCUCACGGGGAAAAGGAGUUCAUAACAGAAGUCACCACCAUUGGCUCCAUGCACCAUUUGAACUUGGUCAGCCUCUGUGGAUUUUGCUCCGAGCAAUCGCAUCGGCUUUUAGUGUAUGAGUAUAUGAGCAACGGGUCGCUGGAUAAGUGGAUAUUUCCAUCAGCGCAGGACAGGCUACUGGACUGGCGAACUCGCUUCGACAUAGCCAUCGCCAUUGCUCAAGGGAUCGCAUACUUCCAUGAGCAGUGCAGGAAUCGGAUAAUCCACUGUGACAUCAAGCCGGAGAACAUUUUGUUGGACGAGAACUUCUGCCCCAAGGUAUCAGACUUCGGACUGGCGAAGCUAAUGAGCAGGCAACACUCGCAUGUAGUCACCACGGUGAGGGGCACGAGAGGCUACUUAGCUCCAGAGUGGGUGAGCAACCGGCCCAUCACCGUCAAGGCCGACGCUUACAGCUACGGGAUGCUGCUCCUGGAGAUUGUCGGAGGACGCAGGAACCUCGACACGUCUCUCGACGAGAAAGAGUUCUUCUACCCUGGUUGGGCUUUCAAGGAGAUGAUGAAUGGGACGCCUACAAACGCUGCGGACAAAAGAUUCAAGGGGAAUGUGGAAGAAGAGGAGUUACUAAGAGCACUCUGUGUUGCUUUUUGGUGCAUCCAGGAGGACGCAUCGGUAAGGCCUUCCAUGGGGGAGGUGGUGAGGAUGUUGGAAGGGGCAGUUGCUAUCGUAGCGCCUCCCAUGCCGCAGGCGGUGGUGGAGUUCGAAGAAGAAGGUCUGCACAGAGUCUACAGAGCAAUGAAAGGGAUUUACUAUGAUCUGACAUCGUCUUCCUCUGCAAUGCCUAGCUACAGAUCAUCGAAGGCCACGUGUAGUCACUCCGCCAUGUCACCGAGAUAAAAGGACUCCAAUAUAGUGGAAUUAAAAUGAAAUGAAAAGGAUAACGCACUACCAUGUGAAUGGGUCACCUGCACGCCACGUGAGAGACACGUUAAUCCUUUUUAUCGGUUUUUCGUAAUAAAUAA